Psilocybe cubensis is the source of this 2196-nucleotide messenger RNA. RefSeq lists its product as uncharacterized. The transcript has 2 exons. The record is from RefSeq and is a predicted model, not a curated record. Gene Ontology annotation, cellular component: Set1C/COMPASS complex. The coding region runs from base 1 to 2196 and encodes 731 amino acids. Gene Ontology annotation, molecular function: transcription cis-regulatory region binding; protein binding. Lineage: Eukaryota; Fungi; Basidiomycota; Agaricomycetes; Agaricales; Agrocybaceae.
AUGCAAGCUGAAAUCGAAGGCUCCUCACCGCCGCCCCAGGAACUCUCAGAACUCCCUGCAGUAUCCAACGGUCACCUCUUACUUCCAGCUACCUCCACGCCUAUCACUGCUCCGUCGCGCUCGAACAAACGGAAACGUACAACCCAGGCCGCUGCUUCCUCACCUGCACCUUCAGACAAUGCGGGCAACAACCCAAACAACACAGAUCUUCUCGCUACUUCGCGCGCAGAUCUCUCCUCCAGACCAAUCCUCACAAUUUCGCGAGGUCCAACAUUCAUUCCGGCUCCUGAGGGUUCGGAAUGGUUCAAAACAGAAAUGAUUGGCGUGAAUCGAGUAGGAUAUCGGUAUAUUCCUGCCGGAAUCAACCCCCCAGGACAUGCGGCACCGUGUCGAACCAUCGAAAGCAACCCCACUUGCUUUCGCAUAAGCUGGGAGGACCGAAGCCCUUUUCUCCGUGUCUCAAAGGAUGGACUAAAAAUUGCAGGAAGCAAAGGUUUCCGCAGUGCACGGUGUAACGCGCCAAUUCGUGAAGGGAAAUGGUAUAUGGAGGUAAAGAUUCUGCACGGCGGAGGAGAACAUACUUCUGAGGACUCGAGGCGCGAAGGAGGGCAUGUACGACUUGGUUGGGGAAGACGAGAGGCUCCUCUCAAUGCACCCGUUGGUCUCGACGGAUAUAGCUAUGGCUAUCGCGACAAAACGGGCGAGAAGGUCACCCUGUCGCGUCCCCGUACCUACGGGCGUCCAUUUGGUACGGGUGACGUUAUUGGAAUGUAUAUCUCACUUCCUCCGCGCAGGCAACCCAAUAAAAAGGACCCUUAUGACCCAGCUCAUUUAAAGCGUGAACGUAUUCCCAUAGAUCUCAAAGGCCAAGAAGUCUUCGAGAUCUUGGAGUAUCCUCAGUCGAAGGAAAUGAUUGCCCUCAUGGAUUAUUCAGGUAAAACCGUAAGUUCUGCAUCGGUGCCUUCAACGAACAAAAAACCGUCAAAUGGGAAACCAGCCGAACGGGGGCCCGCCGUUGCCAAUCACAAACCUGCUGCUCCAGCAUUGCGUCCCUUGCCAACACUGCCGAAUUCUCGAAUCGCAUUCUUCGUCAAUGGCGAAUCACAAGGCAUUGCCUUCCAGGAUCUUUAUGAUUACCUACCUCUUCGUCAAACGGAUACAACUAAAGCCAGCUCACGAAAACGUCAAAGGGAGGGUGUAAAGGAACACAGAGAAAAUCCUUUUGACGACGGGACACUUGGUUAUUUCCCGUUUAUUUCACUUUUCAAUGAUGCUAGUGUGCAACUCAAUCCUGGUCCUGAUUUUGAAUUUCCACCUCCACCGGAUAUCGAUAACUUCCUGGAUGGCAAAAUCUCGAAUGAUUCUGAUGUAACGGCUACAGUUGACGCCCCCCUCAGUGUAACACCCCCAAAUAAUGGUGCUUUGGACCACGAAGUACCAGCGAUGACAACUUCUUUCACUCCUUCAUUGGAAACAAUCCAAUCAAUAGAGGAUUUACCUCCUAAGCAGGAGGAAAAUGAAGCAAAUCCACAAGCAAUAAACUCUGAUGCUCGAAUGUCAUCUCCCGUUGUACAGCCCCCAUCCCCUAAAAGCUCAACAGCAAUGAUAGAACGCACCUGGCGACCAGCGUGCGAACGCUAUCCAGAGUUUAUGCAAGAAGAAUGGGCAUUUGACGCUCGCGAGGAUGAAGAAGCCAAAAUUGAACUUGCUAAAAUUGCUGCUGCCGAGAAAUUGGAAGAGGAUAAGCGGAAGCAGCGAGAGCGCAAAAGACUACAGGCGGAAGCAAAACGGAAGGCCAAGAAGGCUGAAGCACAACAAGCAGCAGAGGCUUUGGCCGAAGAGGAGAGGGAGAGGGAGAGGGAAAGAGAAAGAGAAAGAGAACUUCAGCGCGAGAGAGAGCGGGAGAGGGAGAGGUACGGCUCAUUGCCAAUACCUACUGGCCUUAUUGGGCCUGGAAUGCAAGGCAGCCAUCAUCCCAGCCCCAGUCCAUUGCGACAUUUCACUGCAUAUGAACCAGAGGGCUCGGCUGAGUACGAAAAUUCCCCCGCUCCGACAUUUGCAUCCUACGGCGACCUUCAAGGCGCCCAAAGCGGGUACACAUCCGAAAAUCAUGACCAUGAAGCCCCCGAUGAUAUGGAAAUCGACCAGGACAUCGAAGCGCUCAUUCCAUCUUCACGAUCGAGAACUCCUGCUUGA